Molecule: messenger RNA, 2323 nt
Organism: Camellia sinensis
Lineage: Eukaryota; Viridiplantae; Streptophyta; Magnoliopsida; Ericales; Theaceae
Source: RefSeq, a predicted model, not a curated record
GAGAGAGAGAGAGAGAUAGAGAGAGGAAUGGGGAAUCCAAUUGGCCAAACAGGUUCCCAACCAAGCUCCCAGCCUCAUCCUACUACAAUUCAACAUUUCAGCCAUCCACAUCCUUUGCAGCUCAUCAACCAUCAAUCACAACAAACCCUAAACCUAGCUUCAUGUUCAGGGUGCAAAGUCAAAGCCUCUGGAUUGAUGUACAGUUGCCAAAUGUGCAGCUACUUCCUCCAUGUUAACUGUUCAAAAAUGCCUCAGCAGAUCAAACACCAGUUUGACCAGAACCAUGUUUUAUCUCUCCUCCCAACCCCUAUUUACCCAAAUGGCAUCUUCAACUGUGAUGCAUGUGGGAACCAAGGCAAUGGCUUCUCCUACCACUGCAAUGCUUGUAGCAUUGAUCUCCAUCUACUUUGUGCUUCCAUGCCAUUGUCAGUCACUCAUCAAUCUCACCUUCACCGGCUCAACCUCAUCUUCUCAUCUCCUUACCACAAUAAAGCAUUUUCUUGUGAUAUAUGCAAGAACACAGGGACUAACCACUGGCUCUACCACUGCAGCUUGUGUCAGUUUGAUGCUCAUUUGACUUGUGCAACAGCAACAGCAAAAGCAACAAAUCCAAAUCCAAAUCCAACACAUCUAGGUCCAGUUCAAGUUCAACCAAAUCAAAUGCAGCAGUACCAAACAAAAUUGACAGCUCCAGCAGUUCAAGCAGCUCCAAUUCAAUCAAUUCAGAAGCAACAGUACCAACCGGCAUCAACAGUUGCAGUUCAGCAACGUCCAGUUCAAGCUCCGAUUCAGCCAGUUCAUGUGCAACAGUACCAACCGACAUCAACAGCUCCAAUUCCACGUCCAAUUCAAGCUCCUGUUCAACCAGUUCAUGUGCAACAGUACCAACCAACAUCAACUGCUCCAGUUCAACGUCCAAUUCAACCUCCAGUUCAACCAGUUCAGGUGCCACAGUACCAACUAACAUCAAUAGCUCCAGUUCAACGCCCAAUUCAAGCUCCGGUUCAACCAGUUGCAGUUCCAAUUCAGCGUCCAAUUCAACCAAUUCUGGUGCAACAAUACCAACCAACAUCAAACUUUCCACUUCAACAAAUUCAAAUGCAACAACAGUUGCAACCACCACCAGCUUUUGGUCCUCAAUAUGCAAUGAGGCCGCCUUUAAUGCAAAGCUAUCCACCAAUGAAUAUGGGGAACCCAGGGAUGUAUGGAUCUGUUGCACCAAGUGUUAAUGCACCAGUUGCUAAUGUGCAGAAUAAUGGAUUGAUGAACUCGGCUGCUCAAGGUAUAGCUAGUGGUUUAGCUAGUGGUGCUGCUCAAGCAGUAGGGCAGGACUUGCUCCACGGAUUAAUGGGUGGAAGUGGAAGCAGCGGUGGUGGUGGGGGUGGGACCAACCAUGGAUUAACUGGUAAUGGUGGUGGUGGUGGAAAUGGAAACAAUAGUGGUGGUCAGGAUGUUUAUAAUGACAAUGGCGGUGGUCAUAAUGUUAACGGUGACAAUAGUGGUGGUCAUGAUGCUUAUGGUAACAAUUAUGGUGAUAAUGGCAAUGGUCAUGAUAAUUAUGGUGACAAUGGCGGUGGUCAUAAUGUUAAUGGUGACAAUGGUGGUGGUCAUGAUGUUUAUGGUAACAAUUAUGGUGACAAUGGCAAUGGCCAUGAUGCUUAUGGUGACAAUAGUGGUGGUCAGGAUGCUUAUGGUGAUAAUUAUAAUGACAAUGGAAAUGUUCAUGAUGUUGGUGCUGGUCAUUAUGAUGAUAAUGUCGGUGUUCAUGGUAGUUAUGGUGACAAUGGUGAUGGUCAUGACGUUUAUGGUAGUGGGCAUGAUGUUUACGGUGACAAUGGUGGUGGUCAUGAUGUUUAUGGAGUCGAUGGUGGUGCUUAUGAUCAAGGUGCUUAUGAUCAAAGUGCUUAUAUGGGGAACAAUGACGGUUGCAAUGGGGUAGAUGUUGGAGGAUGUGGAGAUUUUCAACAAGAUUAUAGCACCUAUUGAAGUUAUGCAUUCGUUGUCUUCUUCAACGAGAAGCUCAUAAACUUCAUCAUUAACGAUAUGAGAACUUGGGCUGAAAGUGAGCCAAAAAUCUAUCAAAAUUUAAAUGGAUCUCCAGUCGAUCAAGUGCACCAAACCCUACAUUUUCCAUGAUCUUUGUUGUAUUUCAUUCUAAAAAUGUUUUUUUUUUCCCUCUCUCUCUCUCUCUCAAUAUCAUACCAUUUCGAUUGCAAUGAUCUGGUUAAAUUCUACGUUGUAUUUCAUUCCUAGUUUGAUCUCCAAUUAUUUGAUGAGUAGUAGUGAGCACUAUCUAAAAGUUGCAUAUUGCAUUUGCCAAGUA